Messenger RNA from Clavispora lusitaniae ATCC 42720, 270 nucleotides. RefSeq names its product mitochondrial 54S ribosomal protein uL30m (gene MRPL33). Gene Ontology annotation, molecular function: structural constituent of ribosome. Gene Ontology annotation, biological process: translation. NCBI's taxonomy places the organism in Eukaryota, Fungi, Ascomycota, Pichiomycetes, Serinales, Metschnikowiaceae. Gene Ontology annotation, cellular component: large ribosomal subunit; mitochondrion. The record is from RefSeq and is a predicted model, not a curated record.
AUGUCAUCCAAGCAAAUGUUUUACAGAAUACAACAACUAAGAUCCACAAUCGGCAUGCCUCCUCAGGUCCGCAAGAACAUUGCCGCUUUGGGAUUGAAGAAGAGAAAUCAUAUCGUUUACCAACAGGUUUCACCAGCAGCUGCCCACAGACUUAGGUUGGUCAAAGAACUAGUCUCCAUAGAUUUGUUGGAUGCCGAUGCAGUGGAGCAACAGAAACUACUUGACAAGCAGAAAUUCCCCAAAGGUUUCGAGAAGGUUGGCGAACUUUGA